AUGGCGGCUGCAGUGCCGAUGCUAGACGAUGUAAUCAAGGAGUACCUUGUAUUUCGCGGAUUCUCAAACACUUUGAAAAGCUUUGAGUCUGAUUUGAAAGCGGAUAAGGACAAAAGCUUCCGGGUAAGCUACCUUAAGGAAAUAUUACCAGCCGCCAUUCAACAUAAUUUAAGUGAAAUUUAAUUUCACUUUCGCGAAAGUUUAAAUCUUCCUAGGUUCCUUCUUCGCGAAAGUUUAAAUCUUGGUGGCUGCACGUGCCGAGGUUUUAUUGCCCAAUUAUCAGACCUCAGGAAAUUUAGUUGGUGUGUAGACGUUAACUAUGCAGAAUAUAAAAUUUACCCAUCUUGCUUAUGUGCAAUCCUGUUCGGGCAAUAGAAAUUUGUAAUUGACAUGUUACAAGAAUUACUUCUCAACUUCUUCACGUCACAUGCCACUGGCACAUAACAGAUCCUCAGGGUGAGGAACGUGCAUUGGGUAAACUGUCGUCUCAGGGCGUUUUUCGAUUGAGUGUUGCACAACCAAAACCAAAGUAAUCACUACGGCAAAUAAAAAGGAGGAAAAUACUUUAAGAGCCAAUGAGAACUCAAAAUCAAAAAAAAAAACAAACUGCCUAAAGAGCAGGGAAUUGUAAGUGACCAAGUCAUGAUUAGGUUUAGUUUUGUUUCUUAUUAGUUAAGAAAGCGCUGAAUGUUUUUUGGACCAAUCACAGAGGGAGGCAAAGCAAAACAAAAGCAAUCCUGAGUUAUUUUGGGCACUUGAUUGAAAAUUGCUCUACUAGGAAUCAUAAUGAUGAUUAGGUCAGAGUUCCAUUUCAAAUCAGUAGAUAUCAAGUUAAAAAUGUAAUGUAAUCUAGUGCCAGACCUGAAAUCACGACACAUGAUGGCAUAAUUUUAUGCAUCAUGCAUCAAGUAGCUCUAUAUAAGAAACUGAUUUAUGCCUGCAUUUUGAUUGGUUCUUACUUAUGAUAUAUUGGAGGGCAGAUGCAUAAUCAGAUGACAAUGCCAUUAACCCUUUAACUCCCAGAUCAAAUUUGUAAUUCUCUUUACUGUCAACCACACAAUUCUUAUAAUGUUAGUUCAGGAAAUUUAGUAUUGGAUCAACCAAUUAUCACCAAAUUGUAUUUCUCUCAAUUCUCAUUGCUCAUCUGGUUGAUAUUGUUUUGACAUUGCAAGGAAAAAUUCUGUCGAGGUCACUCAUGGGAAUUAAAGGAUUAACAAUAUUAUAGAAUCUAUUUGCUUUACAUAAUUAGAGGCAGGUUGCUGUAGGUCUCAUUUACAUUUUAAUUAGUAGCUCUUAAAUACUGAAAAAAGAAGGAAAUGUAAGGAAUGUGUUAGUUUUAGUCAAAUGAUGCCAUUGUGUGGGUGGUCUUGUUGGGGAAUGUUAUUUGAAAAAAAAAUGUAAAUUGCUUGGUUUAAAUUAAUGGUCAUGAGAUACACAUACAUACAGUAAGCCUAGUCUUGAAAAAAAUUUUCUCAGGAUGUUAUCGUUGCAAAGCUUAAUAGAGUUCCUUUUUUCAGGUGGAAAAAAUUGUGGAUCAGUUGUAUCAGUACAUCCUAAGCUAUGACAUUACCAGCCUUAGAGAUUACUGGGACUAUUUAAAUGACAGAUUCUUCAAGAGGUUAGACUAUCAGCAUAAUUCAAAUGUCAAAAAGCUGGAGAUGUGUCUUUUGCGGCUGUACAUUGUGCAUGCCAUACAGAACUCAAAAAAUGACAAGGUUGUGGAGUUUUUUGAGAAGUAUACAGCAGAGCUACAGACUCAAACAGAGUGGAGAGAAUGGUUUGGUAAGUCACAAUUUUGUCAGAUUUUGUUCACAGACAGUAAUGUAUAAUGCAUUUUUGACCAGUGAAAACACUAAUUCUCUGAGUCCUUAUCAUGUUUUGGAUUUACCAAUAUUUUCAAUUAAGUGUCCUUAAUAAACUAGUAUGAUAAUUGUGCUGGUUUUGCUUUACUUUAUCUCUGAUUGGUCUUGAACCUACACCUCUCUCUCAACUUAAAUUUAGUUCUCUCUAGCCACUUGUGUCCGUUUUGAAUUUCUUUGUUGCGAUAACAUUGGUUUUUGCAUUUUGAUACUCAGUCGAAAAUUUCUCAAUACAGAAUGUGAUAAUACAUGUAAGUGACUAUCUUAUAUUAUUUUAGUCAUUAGACUGAUCCUAUAGAGAUUAAGAAGUAAUCAUCAUAAUAAUUAUUCUCAAAUUCAAAUUCAACAUAACCUUGGUUUUUGCAACUGAUAUUGAUCCCUUUGGUAAUAUUCCUAUAUUAUGGUCAGUUUAUCCCAGGAAUCAAGAUGAAACUUGAAAGAGUUCACCUUUUUCAUUUCAACAACUAAGCUGAAAAUUCACUUAUGAUUGGACCAAGCAGGAAUCCAGCUUGCUCACUAGAAUAAAAACUUCUGAUAAUCAUGAACAAUAGACAAAAUCUAUUCUGCUACAGUAUCUGGGGCAGCUGAGUUAUUAUAGGCAAUUGGUGCAAGGAGUUUUGAUAUGGUCCUUUCCUUGUGUCCUAAGAAAAACUUACUCCUUUUCCCUCGAAACAGCUGUUUUGUUGAGAGGUGUUUAGCUUUGAAAUGGAGGUUUGAUAUAUCUUGUUAUGAUCCAUCUAAUAUUUUUGCUUACAUGAAAUUGGUCUAUAUGCAUCAGGUGACAGAAUAUUCCCUAGCUAAAACUGGAUAUAUCAUCCAGGUGAUAUUCCCUCGUUUCCAAAUUUUAUGUCCACUAGGAUAAGUCUGUGUUUAAAAUUUGAUUCAAGAUGAGAAAGCAUUUUAUGGUUGUUACCUUGAAGAAUGGAUAUAUUUGUUUGUUCAUUAAGUCACAGCAGAGAACACAGUAAGCUGUUUGUAAACAUUUUUUGAUGUAUAUUGCAAAAUGUUUGUAACGUACAAUGUACACAUCAUCUGUUCCAAAAAGCUCACAGUUUCCCUUGAGCUUCAUUCUCAGAAAACUGUUCACAUCUUGGAACAAAUAAUACACUUGUACCAGUGAAUAUUUUCCCCCCUAAUAUAGUGUACUGUUCAGGGUGUGAAAUUAAUUUUUUUUUCUAACAGCCACUUGGCUCCUAAAUUUUUCAAAGUGGUAACCAAUUCAAAAAAAGUUGACCGCCAUUUUUAGAGAGGAAAAAAACCUUUUUUUUAACGCUAUCAGAGUUCUAGAUAAACCCUCCAAAAUUAAGUUCUACAAAGUUCUACAAAGUGGACACUAGGAUGGAUGAUAUACAAUCUUCAAGCUCACCUAAAUCCAAGAUGGCGACUAGUUUUCGAUCGAGACGCAUGUGCUGUGUUUUGGAAACAAACUGAACGAGGAAGUUUGCCGCGGAUUUAUCCCUGCAAAUCUUUUUAGUUCACUCCAUCUCUAGUUAUGGUUAUGAUUAAGCAUUCUAGUCGCCAAUUUGGCGACUACUUUUCAGGAUUUAGUCGCCAAAGUGAAAAAUUUAGUCACACUGGCGCCUGUAUUAGGCGCAAUUUCACGCCCUGCUGUCUGUCUUUUUUUAAGCCAUUCCUUUCAUCAAGAAUCCUGAUCAGAAUAUGACAUUUGAGAUGUACUUUCAGAGGGCAUGGCAAGAGACUUUUUUCCUUUCACUUCAUAACUUUCUGAUUACUUUGUUUCACUACCUGCAUAUCCUUUUGAGUAGAAAAAGUGACUUUUCAUGUUAAUUUCUAGAAAAACAAGUAAGUAUCUGAUAAUAUUAUGAUCUCUCUCAUGCUUAUAGUUCAAGGCAGCUUUAUCACUAAAUCUGGACAUUCUUGUUUGAAUGCUGAUUUUGUCUAGUAUUCUACUUUGCAACUGAAACUGGAAUAGGCAUACUGCAUUAGUGAUUUGAUGGUAAAUCUUCGUCAAAGAAAACUACAUUUUGCAAACAUGUUCAUGAGCCACUCCACAUAUGGCUGCAGUUUAACUGUUUUUUCUGGACAUUAAUUUCCAGAAGUGAUUAACAUGUAACUUCUCCCUAUAAUAUCUAAACAUUAUCCAGCAAACAGGUGAUGAGAAUAUUCAAACAUCAGGUAGAAAUUUUUGUCUUGAUCUAACACCAAAUUCUUGUAACUAGCUUAUGAGGAAAUAUGUAGCAGCUAGAGGGGAGAUUUAACAAUCAGAUCUUGGGAGUUAAAGGAUUAGUUGUUCACAUAUUAACAACUUCCUUCCUAACAUCAGUAUGCACAUUCUCUAUAUUGUUCUCUAUACAUGUACCCUUCCUAAGGUGUUGACAAAGGGAAUUUGGUCAAUAAUCAAGAGCUUCUUAAGUUGGUGAUCAUUUCCUCUACUCUUGGUAUCUAAUGUGUGAUUCAAGGGUGAUAUUAUAAAGAGAAAUUAGACACUAGUCACACUAAGGGGUAAAAGGGUUAUUUGAGUAAGGUUUUUUACUUUUGCUUGGCCUUACACCAAUGCCUACAAGUAAGUGGCCCUACAACAUAUAUUAAGCAAAAAUUUCUUAACUCAAUGCUAAAUGCUAACCAUUUCUCAAGUUGACUGCAUGAUUCUUUCCAAUGAGACUUGAAAAAUAAUGUAACUUCUGUAUACCCCUGGUGCUGGUUGUCUUUCCUACAAAGUCUGUGAGAUUUGUCCUUAAUGCUUUAAACCUAUGCCAACCCUUCUAAAGUAUGACGAGGAACGAGGAAAGUUGCACAGGUUGGAACAGGAAGUCCUGAAACUUAAAGAGCAGGUUGUAUCACUAGCAGACGAAGGAGCAAACUUACAGCGUCAGAAAUCUAGACUAGAGCAAGAGCUAUCGGAUAGCCGGAAGAGAGCUACCACUGUUGAAGAGGAUGAUAUGGAAGAGUUUCAUGUUAUCCCAAGGUAUUAUCUAGACCAAUGAUAUAUUACAUCUCUCAUUUUAUUUAUAAUUAUGCUAUGAUUUGUCAAUUUUGGAGGCCAUAUUUCACCUUAUAGCCCGAUAAAUUCAAAAGUUUGUCCACAUUUAAAAUUUCCCCCUCUAUUUCAUCCAGAGAUAUUAUCAACAUCUUUCUUACCUUGUGUUCUUAGUCCAUACUUUAAGUUAUGGAACCUUGUUUUUCUGCUUGGAUUUACAGCCUGUGUGCUGGGCACUUGCGCCAUAAAGCAGAGUGGAAAAAACUUGGUCUGUAACAUACAGUAUGGACCUUUAACUCAGUCAGUAAGAGGUAUUUAUUUUCUUCUUCCAUGGUGUGUGGCUGCCAUGUGUAAGUCUUUUUACCUGUACAGAUCCUCUGGAUGUGUAUUAAUAGCCAGAAAAUUACAAGAUGUUGUAUACUUGCAAGCAAACCUCUAAAUCUUCAAUUUGUGAAAUGAUUUGCAGUUCUCAGUAGGUUAAAGGAACAAAAGCUGAGUUAAAGGUUAAUUUCAGGUGUUACUAAUAUUCACAGGCAACAAGGUCAGUCUAGUAAGUUUCUACCAACUUCUUCAAUCUCAAAAAAAAUUACCAAAAUGUUCAAAGAUAAGCAAGAAAAGAACAAAAAGGGAAAAGAUUCAAAAGUGCAACAGCUUCAAGAGGAUCAAGUGAAACUUAAAAGACAACAACUAAUCAGGCAGCAACAACAAUUACAGGUUAGAGAAAUUUGGUAACCUAUGGGUAAUUAUUCAAUUACUGAGCUUGUAUAGUUUGAAUAGGGCACUUAUCAUAAAAGGAGUUUCAAAUGAGGUUCUAUGUGAAAGAGGAUCCUAAGAGAUGUAUAUGUAGAGUGUUUUAUAGCCGGUCCACAGCUAAUCUUUUUCUUUGUAUUAAAAGCAAGUUCACAUUAUCGUUCUGCGGAAAUUUAUUUCAAAUAAAGAAAGGUAUUUUACUGCAUUGUCUAAUUCAAGUAGGUGGUAACUUGAAAAAUGGGUAGUUGGCAAAAAUGCUGCUCAGGAACACUUAAAUUCACUUAAUUUGCUCAUGGCUUUUAUUCUCCUUGUGCUAAAUACAUUAGAUAGUUUGCAAGUAGGUAAAGCACUACAGUUUUAAUUGGGUUGUCUUUGAUUGUCUUUAUUACAUUUCAUAGGAAAAAUUGAUUUGAUUCAAGUACCAAGCAUGGUUCAAAAAUUACUUUUAGACUAAAAAUACACUCCCAGUCACCCCUUGUCAACACCUUCUUCUUUUAAAAAUGCCCAGUUCUCAUAAGAGAGCACUUUUUAAAUGAUUGUUUCACUGCUCAAAUUUCUUUAAGUAACCACAACCUCUUGAGUCAUUUUUUGUCUCAAUUAGAAGAAUCUGGAGGGGUGUUAAUUUUUCCUCUAAUCUUCUUUUGUGAAAAUCAUAGAAUCUGAUGAUCUCAGUGCCUUUCUAAAUUGUAAACAGUCACACAACUGAACAUUCAAUCAUUCUCCUGUCUGGAUUUAUAUAAAAAUUGGAAGUUGGAUUUUAUUCCAUGAUGUCAAGUGCAUAUACAUGUAAAUGAAAAAAGGAAUUUGGGAGUAGUAAACUGGUGUAAAUUGAAUGAUAUACAGUACUGUAGAAAGAGUUUUUUCUUCAGAGGGAAUUGUUGUACUCUUGCUUUAUUGCAACUUAUUGGUGGAUCUGAUUCCAUGCAACUUUUGACCUCCUGAUUUGAUUUUUACAUGUACAGCAGUAUUUCCAAUGGCUAUUACCGCAACUGAUCACUUUUUUUUUUUGCAGUUACACUAUUGGUGUUUUUUUUUUGUUGAAGAGUCAGUUGAUUGAAUGUGCUAUAUUUGCCCUCUUUUUCUCUAAAGCAAUUACAAGAACAGCAAAAACAUUUAUCCCACAUGGAGGAAGAGCAGCUGAAGUCAAGUGCAGUUACUGCUUCAUCUGAGAAACCUCAAGGUCAGGAGGUUGAAGUUCAGACUGACUCAACACAUGAUGAGGAGGAUGCUAGGAUCUUAAAAUUAGGUUUGUCAAAAACUCUCAGCUUUGAAACAUCCUCUGCUGCAAGCCAAGAUGACAGAGAAAAGCUUGGAAAUGCUAUCCGCAGGAGUAAAACAUUGCCUGUAAGGCUGAAAGCAACUCAGGUGGAGGUAACAGAAGACAAAACAGGUAACCAUUCAUGCAGAGGUGGAAGAGGGGGGUGGAGGGAUUUCUUUCCAUUUCAGGUGAAAGUUCUUACAUUUAGGUGUAUUUAAUCUUCACAUAUCUAUCAUGGCAAUGACAACCAGUGAGUGUCAUAACUGUUUAAGUUACACACUAGGGAGAAAACACUUUGUCUGACAUUGAAUGUUGCAAAAACUGUUGUAUGUGCCAAACCUUACUCUUGAUUUGUUUUGUGGACACUUCCCAUCUGAAAGUCAAAUUUUGCUUUGUCUUUUAUUGAUUUAUCAUGUUUUUUCUGUCUCACAUUAUCCUUCAAAAUAGCCAAUAAUUAUCAUAAAACACUACAACAAGUACUCUAUGUACCUCCCCAUAAUGACAACCCCUCCUGUUAUCCUGAAGGUGGGUGUUUAAGAGCUGUUUUGAAAACUGUUUUAUACCUUGAUCUUACUCAAUAGUUCAAGUUGUCAAGAGUACGAUAACCUAUGACUAUUCACACCAGGUAUUACAUAAACAAUACUUAUCUUGGAAACCCUUUUGAACUGGUGAUAGUCUUGCUACAAUUUGGCCUUAGAACAGCUUAAAAAAUGCGUGACAGAAUAAGUGGUAACAGUUGGUUAAGAUCAUUAUUGUAUUUUUUUGUAACCAAGGGACAAUAGAUAUAACCAGUCAUGUUUUUAUUUUUAUUAUCAAUUUUAGAAGAUGCACUUUCUAAAACAGUUCAUUUUGAAGGUGAGCAUGAUAUUCACAUGGAUCAAUGUAAUUACACUGUAGCUUGAUUUUUCUGGUAAUACUGCAGGUAUUUGUAUGAGCUUUGAACAUCAGGUAAUUUUAGUGAACUCCUGUCUUUGAAUAUCUAACAUCAAAAAUAUCUCUCAGGUGUAUGUGAUUACAUGCUGUGGAAGAGGUAGAAGUCACUCCUCUUUUAUUUGUUCUCAUUUUGAGAGGUGGAAGCCCAGUUAAAGCCAUAAAUUACAUGGCCUGUACCCUCACUGUAAUAUACAGGAUCUCCUUUCAGCUGAAUAAUUUCUUAAUAUAUAUCUUUUCCAGGCCCUGGUGACCACAAGUCCAAGCAUUUUCUAUGUCUUAGCCAGGUACAUGUAUUUUAUGCAUUUUUUUUCUUUAUUUAUACAAACAUAUUUUCCAUUGUUCUUCCCAAAAGCACCUAGGCUUAACAUGGGGAUUAUAAUGCAUAUAUUUCUCAGCCAUGUUAGACCAUAUAGCAUUUCAACAAGAUCAAUGGCUUAUAAUAUCACUGCUGCAGUCAAAUUGUUUUACCUUUCCCAACAAUAACUGACACCAUUAAAUUUCAUACCCUUUCCAAGCAGGUUCACAGGUUUACCUUUAAUGUACUCUGGCUUGAAAUAAAAGGGGGGGGGGCUCUGACUGGUGUCCUGAAAUUUGUGUCUUUCGUCAUUGUCAGAAGACUAAUGUUAUUCUAAAUGCUGCAUAUGGAAACAAUGAUUAUCAAGAUCAGUGUUUGAAUAAUAAAAGUAAAUGAUCUGCUGAUUCAAACUUAGUGAUGUAUUAUUCCUAGGAUGUAUACAAAGAGCAUCACUCAGCAAUUGUGCACUGCAAGUUUUCUUCUAGCGGUAGGAUGAUUGGAAGUGCUGAUGCUGAUGGGAUUGUCAAGUAAGGGACUGUUACUGUUUUUUUUUUUCACACUGAGGGUGUGCUGUGAUGGUUUCCUUCCCUAUUUGUAUUAAUUUUAUAAAAUCGUUUUCAUGUUGAAGUGAGGGUGUUACACCACACAACCUUGAUUGUGUUGUGAAGGGCAUGUUAAGAUUACCCAGGGUCUCUAACCUUUUAACCCCUAAGAGUGACCAGCAUCUUAUUUCUCCUUACAAUGUCACCCCUGAAUCAAACAUAAAUGUCACCAGAAAAAAGGAAAUGAUCACCAACUAAAGAAGUUCUUGAUUGUUAAACAACUUCUCCUUGUCAGCACCUUAGGAAAUGUAUAGAGAACAGUAUGGAGAAUAUGCAUACUGAUGUUAGGGUGUAUAGGGUUAUCCCUAUAACUCCCAGGUCAAAUUUGUAAUUCUCCUUACUGUAAACCAUAUGAUUCUUUUAAUGUUAGUUCAGAGGAUUUAGUAUUGGAUCAACUAAUUAUCCCCAAAUUGAUAUUUUCCUUUAUUCCUAUCACUUAUCUGGUUGAUAAUUAUCGUAAAGAGAAAUUCUGUCUUGGUCACUCAUGGGAGUCAAAGGGUUAAGCUUGAUCAAAUGAUUUUCUUCAUGGUUGAUUGCGAAAAUGUGCAGUUACAUGUAAGAUCAGUCUAAAAUUUUAUUUCAAACAUUUAUCUCUUCAAUGAAUAUUCAUUCUGUAUUUUUGUUUCUUCAUCCUCGUUAAGUUUUUCUUGUAGAAUUGCACAAAACACAAACUGGAAAUGUUAAAUGCCAGUAAGAGUAAGGGCAGUAAGUGAAAUGUUUCCUUCUCAUCUGAUCUCUAAACCUUUUGUGACUAGGGUUUGGACAAACCAUCCUGACAUCCACACCAGUACCACUGUCAUGUGUAAAUCUCCCUUGCUGUCACUGGAGUGGGCUCCGAAGCCUGACAGACUGGUAAGUCAAAGUCAAGCUGCAGCUUUUAUUGUAACACUGCUUUUCUAAAACUUGAAGUUGAAAAAAUAUGCUCAAGCCUUUGUUUAACUUGCCUUUUCAGUAUACAUUUCCACAUGCUUGUGCAAAUGCCAUAAAUUCUGUUACUUGAUAUAGUGGUUCUGCAGGUUGUUCUGUGAACUAAAGCGAAAAGUUCGUCAACCCAGUUAACCCUCUAACUCCCAGACCAAAUUUGUAAUUCUCCUUACUGUCAACCAUACAAUUCUUAUGAUGUUAGUUCAGAGAAUUUAAUAUUGGAUCAACUAAUUAUCCCCAUAUUGAUAUUUUUCUUAUCACAUAUCUGGUUGAUAUUGUAUUGAUAUUGUAAAGAGAAAUUCUGUCUUGGUCACCCAUGGGAGUUAGAGGGUUAAAGUUUAUGUACAACUUGUGUCUUUAUAUCACUUAAUAAUUAUUACACAUUUGUUGUUUAUAUUUUCAAGUUUGUCUGAUGUAUAUUCAAAUUGUGACUCUCUCUCUUAAAUGACUUGAGACUCCUUUUUUCGCCUUAAGUCGGCAAUCUGUCUCUGAUCAAUACAGAAUGGAGCAUCUCUGUUUUAUGCUCCAUCUCUGUCGCUAGUCAAAAUAAAGAUUUAUCACCUUCAUGUUCAUGUUAUCACCUUGAGAUAGUGCAGACCAUAUAUCAUUGUGUAUUGUUUUUGUUGUAGCUUCUGUAAGGCAGUAGAAAUAGUAAAAUGUGAUUUUUAACACAAAAAUCAUUCUGUUUUAUGCUCCAUCUCUGUCGCUCGUCAAAUAACGAUUGAUUACUUUCAUGUUCAUGUCUUUUGUGGAUAGAACCUUCAGAUAUUGCAGAUUAUAUUAGUGUAUAUUGUUUUUGUUGUAGCUUCUGUUGGGUACUGGACAUGGUAAAGUGCGAUUUUUUGACACAGAAAAUAAAAAGACCAUUUGUGAUGUCACGACUGACUCUCAGCAUCAGUACCCCAGGUGAGCUAAAGGAAUUCACUCUUUUUCAGCGUCUUAAUUCACCUUAAGUGCUUUUUCUUAAUCUAUUCGAAUGGAAGCAAACACGCGAGACACGCGGCUAAUUUUACCUACACAGAGAAUACAAAAGGAAUGGUAAAUGGUUAUUGCAAACUCUGAUCUCGGUCAGUUAAAGACCCUGACAUACACCAUGAACAGUGAUGCUCGAACUUGAUACCAGUUCGUGACAUGCUUUAAACGCACUUGACACACGACAGUACCUUCACAUACAAACUCGCUACUCAGUAGGGUGGUUUGUAUAUGCUCGAUCUUAAAUAGGUAUCGACUUUUUUGCGCAAACCAGGUAUGUUGUUUACACUUUCUCAUGGAAUUAACGGGAUUUCUUCAGAACAGACCAAGAUACAUGACCCAACACACCAGUCUUGUUGCAAACACCAUGCUAAACUUGACGUCGACUUAAAGACUGAAACAACAUUCUAUCAGUUCAGUUGCUAGAAAAUAAACAAAGGAAGAGACAAAUACGAAAACAAAAUUGAUUUUCAUUUCCAGAAUAGUCUCAUUGUCGUGCAGUCCUACCGGAGCAGCUUUUGUGUGUUCAGCGGCAGCAAGCAAGAAAUCUUUGACGUCAUCGUUGAGGUUAUCGCAAUCAUUUUCAAAAUACAGUGAAAUGUCCUCGUUGACGUCGAACAGUGCAGGUAGCGGAGCGGGUGUGUUACAGUGUUGGGAUAUGAAAGCCAUGAAGGUCGAGGUAUGUUAUCUUGUGAUUGGGUGACUACCAGUAGUAAGAUGAAAACAUUCUUUUUAUCUUAUCACCAUCUUUUUAGGUUUUUUUUUUCAUUCGGGAGAGGGAAGGGAGCCCUCUGUACCUCUUCCAUUUGGAUCUUUUUGAUUUGAAAGGUUUCUUCACUCCUUAUUGGUUUUUGUAAAUAAUUUCUUGUGUAAUUUUUCUUAUUUCUCCCAGCGUCUCCUUCCCCUCGAUCCUGUGCCCACUUGUAUAAACUGCACGGCGUUUAAUCAUAAUGGAACUCUUUGUAUAUCAGGAGGAGCGGAUGGCAUGAUACGGCUGUUUGGUGAGUCAUCACACGCGAUGCAGCGUGUUACGCACGUGUAAUUGUUUGGGUUUUGCAGCCCAUUCUUGAUUAUGAUAGUAAUGAUAAUAAUAUUAAUAAUAAUAAUGAUGAUGAUGAUGGUGACGAUGAUAAUAGAAUUUAACUUUUAGACUGAAUAGACCGAUCCGCGGAUCCAUUGGGAAAACGCAGGUGUAAACUGGUGAUCGGCAUUUUUCGUUUUCCCGUUGGGUUAAAGGAGCCAAGAAUGAUAUAAUUAGUCGUUUUCUAUGCAUUAUUACUUUUGUUUUGAGAGCAACUUCUUAAUAUUAGGGACCGGUCUUUAUUUAUCACCUGUGGAGUCUGAGGAUUUUGGUUGUGGAACAAUUCCCCUUCCCCCCCCCCCAGAAAAAAAAACUCUGCAGCAUUCCAAUGAUCCCCUUCAAUGGCCGUCAAUUUCCUUUACUUCCCCCUUUAUACUCUGUUAGUGCAAAAAAGUUUUAAAUCUGAAAAUUUUAAGGUGCAGAGACUGUUGCUCUACAUGGAAUGUCACGAUCUUUCCGCCCUGAAAACUUUUGGUCUCAAGUUUUGAAAAAUGUUACUCCUCUUGGCAUUUUGCCCCCCCUUCCCUUCUACGUGCAAUGUUGAACUAUGAGCAAUUUUUAGAGUUUUUUUAGAGCAGAGUUUGCAUUUCCUUAUUAUCCAAUAUUGAAAAGAGUAAUAUGGGUUCAUUCUUGUGAGUUUUCUAAACUGGUCUCGACUAACUGUUACUUCAAACUCGGUAAAAGCGUGGUUUUUUCUUAUUUUGUUGCUCAUACAGAUAUGAGGUCGUAUGAUUGUUUAAUUGGUUGGCAAGCUCAUGAAGGUGAAGUGUGUUCAAUGCAGUUUAGCGCAGACGAAACCACUGCUUACAGUAUGGGAACAGACGGCAAGGUUAGCCAUAACGCUCGAUACAGUCGACUCCUUCUUAAUGAUCAUCAAGACCUUACCUCGUACUAAAAAAAAUCAAUCUUUAAGCGGAUUUCCCGUUACGAUUUGCUCAAUAUAAUAAGCGCCGAAACGUAUUCUUGUUUCCACUGAUACAGUGAAACCUGGAUGCCAUACUAUUCCUUCACCGGUAACCACCUAUCAUUUUUUCAGUUUUCCCCGACAGUUCGCUGGCCCCCAUUCAUUCUCCUGGUGGAGAGCCGAUCUGUCAGAGAAAGGUUUCUUGCCCUAGAACAUAACACCAUCAGGGACUUUUAGUAGUUCUUAUAACAUUAUCCGUAAGGGCGGAGCUGAAAAAGACUCAUCGUUGAUUAGCGUUUUCAUGGCUUCCUACAAUUAAACCGAAAAUUAUCUCAAGGAUCAAGAGGGCGAGAAUGAAGGGACACGACUCAUUUUGUAGAAACCUAAACAAAAUGCGGUAUGUGGGUGAUAGUGGAUAUCAUCUGCUUUGGACUGGAAUUUCCUUUUAAGAUGAUUCCUCCAAAUAAAAAUUACAUGACAAUUUUUUUAAACUUUUCUUAUAUGUUCCCUACCAAUGUAUGUUUCGAAAUAUAUGAUAAACUCCUAUUUCGCUACGUGUCACGUAAACUGGGUUAAUCUCUAAAGACUUACUCAUAUUUGUUAUCUUUUUCUCCUAACUGGCCAGGGAUCGAUUUCAGUAUCUAAGCACUUGCGAACCUACCCCUCCCCUAACCCAACAUUAACCUUUACUUAUUAUCUGUUGACUGAUGUUGGGUUAGGGGAGGGGUAGGAGUGCAGUUUCCCAGAUACUGACAUUGAUGAUUGGCCAGUCUAGCAAAGGGAGAAAAUUUGAUACAAAUAAUUUUGCUCUUAUUACUCGUAGUUCUCACAGUGGAGUGUGCACCGCAUGGGUCAAAGAUUAACUGACGUUGAUAUACACGACGGGGCAGUGUGGUGCGAUUCAGACAAAUCCUCUCAGAGCAAGUACAAAUACAUGAGUUCACCAUCAUCUUAUGGCAAGAUGUUUGUUUUUGAUUCUGAAGGACAGUAUCUUCUUUCCUGUGGACCGGAGUGUGGAGUAGUAUAUAAAGUAAGUUGUGUAUUGCUAAAUACAGUACGUACCGUCUAAAACAUCGCAAACGAGGUCACUCAGUGAGUAUAGUUUUUUGGAUUUCUUCUUUGCGUAAAAGUGUGGAUUGUCCUCUUAUCCAUCUGUCCUUUCUUCCUUCUUCCCGUUCACCUUCUUCUCGCCAACCUCCCUUUGUUUGUUUCUCUUCUCUUCUCUUCAUUCAAUAUUUCGAGCCUCCAUUCAUUCCUCUCUCCUCAUUUCCCCCUUUUCUCGGUUUUUUUUUUUCAAAUUGACUUCAUUUUCUAACCUUGCAGGUCCAGAAGAAUCAGGGUUUGAGUCAAGUGUUAACUUUACCAGCUGAGCACAAGUCACCAGUUGUAAGCGUCGAUUGGAGCUCCUCUAUGAGCUGUUCCACAUGCCUCACUGGCUUUGCGGAUGGAUCGAUACAAGUAACAUCUUUGCUAAAAAAUUGAGGAUUACUUUCAGCUUUAAGAUCAACGAAAGGGUUUGUUACCUCGUAGAACACAAUAGUCGACCCUUUGAUAUCACAUCCGUUCAAAUGCAAGAUGGCGUCAGAGUUACAAGGACAAAAGUUUCUGGAAAUACUCAAGAUUACAUGUUUUUAGCUUUCGUGUACCCGCACAAUCCCUUCCUAGACUCGUGAUAUGAACUAUUAAAAUUAGAAGUGUUUGGGAAGUACUAGAAAAAUCCUUAUACGAGUCUUGUGAGCCUAAGUUUGUUAUGUGCUGCAAGACCACACAUUUAUUUUUACCCUUUGAGUGAUGUGUCCAUGUCCGUUGUAGUAGAGCUUAAUUCUCGUAAGAUGAUCGUCAUCGUUAUUCGUGUUUGGGUUUGUCCUUGACCGUGCUCAGUGUCCUCAACGGGAAGUUUUUAUAGGUUUUAAUUCUCGAAGUUUGGUCGUGUUUCAAGUACUUUGUUAUUCGUUUCAAAUGUCUUGUGAAAUUGUUUUUUUAGUGUUCUAAAAAUAUGUGUACUCUGUCAAGGUCAGUUGUCCCGUAAGCCCAAACAUGCCUACCGAUAGGGUAUUUAACUCUUCAAUCCCUAAGAGUGACCAGCAUCUAACUUCUCUUAACAAUGUCACCACUGAAUCACACAUUAAUGUUAUGAGAGUAAAGGAAUGAUCCCCAACUAAAGAAAUUCUUGGUUAUUAGACAAAUUCUCCUUGUCAGCACCUUAGUAAAUGUACAGAGAACAGUAUGGGGAAUGUGAAUACUGAAUUUUAGAGAGAGAAAAGAGAGAGCCUCAGAGAGCGAAAUAAACUGAACUGAUCAGACUUCUGGUACCUUCCGUUCGCGUUUGGUGUUCAAGCUAGUCUAUCCUAAUAGUCCCAAUACUCGAGAAAACGUCCGAGAGAGAGUUGUUGCGGUUUCAUACAGGCCACAAGGCUGGUCCUUCUGUUUACCACAGUCAGCCCAAGAUAAAUGACCUACUGUGUCAGGAAGAAACUUAAUUUUGUAUUCAAAUUGUUUUUCUAUUUGUUUUAUAAAUGGCAACUGAAAAUAUCUUUAUUUUUUUUGCCCAACGAAAGGGAAAUAGUCAUUUUAUUAUUUAAUGUUAUAACUUUUGUUUGAAGAAUGUUCUUUGUUAAAACUGUCGAUAGCGUUAUCAAAGAUCGUAUCAGGAUGAGUAAUAUAUGCAAUUGAGAUGAGUUAUGUGCUGUAUGACAGUUGAAAAUAUAUUUUUUUUUAUUUUGAAAAAUUGUAAUAGAAAUGAUUUACAAAAACGGACAUGAGCGGGAUAGAAAGUGAAAGGCAAAUGUUUGUAACAAAUAGUUUGAAUAAAAACAUGUAGGUCAUUUUCUUCAUAACGGAUAUUACUUAUUUAUUUUCUUUUCCUGCAUGUCAUUGAUGGACCCUC
This is a messenger RNA of Pocillopora meandrina, 15403 nucleotides long. The record is from the annotation of a GenBank genome assembly. Lineage: Eukaryota; Metazoa; Cnidaria; Anthozoa; Scleractinia; Pocilloporidae.